Molecule: messenger RNA, 612 nt
Organism: Cooperia oncophora
Lineage: Eukaryota; Metazoa; Nematoda; Chromadorea; Rhabditida; Trichostrongylidae
Source: the annotation of a GenBank genome assembly
AUGCAUAGCAUUGAGGAAAGCGCUGAAGAAGAAAGUGUAAGGGCUCCUAUUCCACUCAUAAUUGUCCAGCCAGCAGAUGUUGAAGAAGAAUUUCUGGACGUCGAAGCAACGGUUGAACUUCCUGCACUUCCUAAAGUCGUCGAAAAACCCGAAGAAAAGCCCGAGGCUCAUCGUGAGAUCUGCGUCCCUGAUUUGACAGAAGAAGGAAAAGGCGAAACAGUUGCGUAUCGAACAGAGAUGGGCAACUGCGCAAAAGCCAUUAAGAAGAGGGUGGUGAAAGACGGACAUAGCGAGAAGGCAGAUGCAAUCCUCGUGCCACAGCGUGUUGUACCGGCAGAAGAAACGGUAGCACUUGAUGAGAGUACUGUGAUUCCCGAAGAGGAAAUCCUAGAACUGGAGCCACAACCUUGUGAAGAAGAGAAGGGAACGCCUGAAGUGAACGUUGUGCCAACAUAUGUGCGUCCAUUGACCGAGAAAGUUGUAGAGGAGUCGGCAAGUCGUUUCGCUGACAAAAAAGUUCCGACCGAUUUCGCCCACAAACACGUCAUUCAACCUCCUAAACUACAAACGGCUGCUGUACAAAAAGUUGAAACGAAGAUUGCACCUGAGUAC